ACAAAAACAGGUCACCGGGGUUGACAUCUCAUAUGAGCAAGUUUCAUCCUGGAUACCAGGCUCCUCUGUGCUGAAUAAAGACUGAGCAGGACAUCUGGCCUCAGCACACAGCCUGCAUAUGCCAGAGAGGAUGAAUGCUGGACAGGUCAACAGAGUGAUGUUCUCCUUGAUGUUAAGUUUGUUUGUAGGAGCCUCUUCUUCCAUGUGGCCCCUGGCUCCUGCAGCGGCCUUCCAGCUGCCACUCUGCCAGCUCAUCAACCAGACGGUGUCUCUAGAGAAGGAGGGCUGUUCCAAGUGUCACACAGUGGAAACAACCAUCUGCAGUGGUCACUGCAUCACCAAGGACCCUGUCAUCAAGAUCCCAUUCAGCAACGUUUAUCAGCAUGUGUGCACGUACCGGGACUUUUACUACAAGACGUUUGAGCUUCCUGACUGUCUUCCUGGCGUGGACCCGACCGUCACCUACCCUGUGGCUUUGAGCUGCCACUGCGGCCGCUGUGCCAUGGACAUGUCUGACUGCACCUUCGAGAGCCUGCAGCCCAACUUCUGCAUGAAUGACACUCCUUUCUACUACUAGUCUCAAGUAAUAGCAGCAUAAAACACAUGGAAACACACUAUAAAUAAAGAUUUGCUAGUGCAAAAAAUUAUGUUUGUAUUUGUCGUGCAAUUAAACCAGGGAAAAUACCCACAUUGAAUAUUUCAAGGAACUUCCAUAAAGAUGAAGACUGUUUCUCACUAAAUGUUUCCUGCCACAUCCAGCAAGCACGUGUCACUCUGUGUUGCAUUACGCAAAAAACAUCUGAGAUUUGAUCUGUCUUUGAGGUUGUGGUUUGGAUGUUUUAGGGAAACCGCGGUGUGUAAGAUUAACUUUGUUAGUGGGGUUAUUUCACGUAGCAUCUCACACUGAAACAUGAGACACACGUACAGUAUCAAUGAUUGCAUUAUAUUUUAUAUAAUUUUGGGGUGGUAUGUGUCAUCCUCAAGCUCGGGUCCUCUACCAGAGGCCUGGGAGUUUGA
Messenger RNA from Micropterus salmoides (largemouth bass), 1017 nucleotides. RefSeq names its product gonadotropin subunit beta-2. Gene Ontology annotation, biological process: ovulation; G protein-coupled receptor signaling pathway. Gene Ontology annotation, molecular function: hormone activity. NCBI's taxonomy places the organism in Eukaryota, Metazoa, Chordata, Actinopteri, Centrarchiformes, Centrarchidae. The transcript is spliced from 4 exons. The coding region runs from base 119 to 577 and encodes 152 amino acids. Gene Ontology annotation, cellular component: cytoplasm; extracellular region. The record is from RefSeq and is a predicted model, not a curated record.